AUGGUUGGGGGUCGCCGGAGGGGGGAGGCGAACGACGUCGUCAAAGAAGAAAAGAGGUCAGCGAAGGAAGACGUGGAAGUGAUGGUUUUGGAGGAAGAAGAGGAAAAAGAGGAAGAUCCUCUAAAGGCUCAGGUCGCGAAGCUUCGUCAGCGAUGGGAGCUGGCCUCCGUCCUCGACUUCUUGAUCGUUUUUGAGCCAGUGGUUGGGAAGGCUGCGAAAAUAUCAGCUGAAGAGAUCGAGAUGGGUUUGAUAAACCCAGGCGGUGCACUUGCUCAGCUUCACAUUGCCCUGUUGAAGGGAAUACCACCUGCAAGUAAAGCAUUGGAUGGCUCUGAUGCAUGGGUGACUGUGCUUUGUAAGAAACUUGCAACAUGGUGGCCAUGGGUUGCUGAAGGGGAGAUUCCGCUAGUGGCAGCUAAACGAGAAGAGAUAUCUCGUUACAAGGAACUCGAUCCAACAAAACGCUUACUACUCUUAAAAGCACUUUGUGAACUCAGAGCUGAUCAAGAUGAUGCAUUAGCUUAUAUUAAUGAUGCUCUGAAACAAGGAACUGAAGUUUCUUUCUUUCGCAAAAGUAAGAUAGGAGGAGAUGGAAAUGGAACUUCCUAUUGGUACGAGGGAACUACGAUUACUGGUCAUAGAUUAUACAAGGAAGUAACUGCCCUUGAGUCAAAGGCAAAGGGCAGGGGAAAAGGAUGUUUAAACCUAGCAAAUAUUAGUCUCCAGUGGGAAACACUGGCAACCAAUCUCGAGGAAUUUCGUAAAGUUGUAGAUGAACUCUCAUCAAGCAAAGUUGUAGCAGAUGUUUCUGUUGCUAAGACUAUUGAAACCAACGCUAUUCCUGUUCUUGAGAAACUUCAGAAGAAGAAAGAGAGGGCACUAAAGCAGAAAGAAAGGCAAGAGAGGCAUCUGAAUAAUUUGAGAAAUUCUUGUGGUGCUGGAACUACUCGUUCCUGUCGCAACCGUAGGCCUGUCAGCUACACAUUUGAUGAGUACGAUCGGGCUAUUCAUGAGGCUAUUAAAGUAACAAAAUUUCUCACCAAUUGUAAAUCAUACUUGGGGUCCAGCGGGAAGAGAACUGCCGACGAGAAAAGGCAAGAGGGUAAGCGUAGAAGAAAUGGCACUGACACUAAUAGUGCCCCUGAGAGAGACACAAACUCAGAAGACAAUUCAGAUAAAAAAAGUGAUUCCAAUGACAGUGACGCCAAUGAUUCUGGUAAGAAGGAUGACUCUGCGGGCAGUGACACUGCGAGCGACAGGGUUGAAGAAGUUGCUAGUGAUGACGAUGAUAACAAUUGGGAUGAUGGUGGAACAAAGGAUGAAGAUAAGGGUGACCAUAGUGACUCAGGCAAAUCUGAGACAGACAAGAACCAUGCUCAAACUGAUAGUAUUGUCCUAAAGCCUAUGGGGGUGCGCUGGAGUAAAAGACUAGCUGGAGACACUAGCCAUCCAGUUAUGGAAAACAGAAACUUGGGCACCAAGAAUAGGUCGAGACAAAGACCCAUCUGUAACUCUGCUCUUGAUUCUGUUGUAAGACAAGACUCCGAUGAUGAGAACUCAUCGGAACAUGCAAACGGUGAGAUAGUGGGACACGACGAAUUGCCAGUUACUGAUCCAGAAGAGGUCAGUGAAAGCUGA
Molecule: messenger RNA, 1638 nt
Organism: Prunus armeniaca (apricot)
Lineage: Eukaryota; Viridiplantae; Streptophyta; Magnoliopsida; Rosales; Rosaceae
Source: the annotation of a GenBank genome assembly